Messenger RNA from Aspergillus alliaceus, 1951 nucleotides. Its product is annotated as alpha-mannosyltransferase. The coding region runs from base 326 to 1741 and encodes 471 amino acids. Gene Ontology annotation, biological process: mannan biosynthetic process. The record is from RefSeq and is a predicted model, not a curated record. Gene Ontology annotation, molecular function: alpha-1,2-mannosyltransferase activity. Lineage: Eukaryota; Fungi; Ascomycota; Eurotiomycetes; Eurotiales; Aspergillaceae. Gene Ontology annotation, cellular component: Golgi apparatus. The transcript has a single exon.
CCGUUGGCAAACUUGACUUUUAAGUUUAAUUUAGGAAGAUAGUAACUAGCACGUGCCACUAAAUGGUCUUUGUUAUACGAACCGAACCUAUGGUUGGAUAAGGACCCUUCUUUAAGCGCCUUUUUAAAACAUGCUCGCGCCAUGUAAACGAAUGGAGUCUGGCCCUGGACGCCGACUUCUUUACUCGGUGGAGACAGGGUCAGCUUUAUCUAUUACCAGCUCUUUAACGCCGCCAAUGUCUCACGAGACCCAGAAUUUAAUUCGGGGUGCAAUCCACUGAAGAAAUCAUGAGUCGCUAAAGAACAUAACCUCUUUCACCCCAAGCAUGGCUCCUUCGCGCCCAUACGGACGACGGCGACCCGUGCUGAUCGCCCUGGGACUAGUAGCCAUCUUCAUCUGGUUUCUUUCCCACUAUCGGUCGCAACCAAGACGCAAUCCUGUCAGCUCAACAGCACAAGGAGAGUUCUGGCAACAAUUCGAACCCCUUUUAACCCAAUGGGGCCCGAACUGCAAUCCCCCAGAACGGCUCGCCAAAGCAGAGUCGGUCGGAUUCGACCCCAAAAACACCGAACAACCACCCAACCUCACCUCAAUCCCCGACGAAGAUGUCGUGAAAAUGAAGCACGCACACAGCAGAUUUGUCCAGUUCAUCACAACGACGCCCCCAACUCUUGCAUAUGAGCCAGGCACGCGCGGAAUAGUCUCGACCGCGGGCGGCUCGUAUUUACCCGUACUAGUAAUCUCCCUGCGGAUGCUGCGCCAAACGGGCUCGGAGCUGCCGAUGGAAGUGUUCCUCGCCGAUUGGGAAGAGUACGACGGAUACAUCUGCCAGAUGGUUCUACCGUCCCUGAAUGCAAAAUGCGUCGUGCUGUCCGAGAUUCUGGACAGGGUCCCGAGCAGCAAAAGUAAGAUCGAGAAGUACCAGUACAAACCCUUCGCUAUGUUGUUCUCCUCGUUCGAGGAGAUCCUCUUCCUCGACGCGGAUGCGUUCCCGCUGAAGAAGCCGGAGUUGGUGUUCACAAGUGAGCCCUUCACGUCACGGGGGCUGGUCACCUGGCCUGAUUUCUGGGGCUCCACGGCGUCCCCCCUCUACUAUAUCAUCGCGUCACAGGAGAGACCCGCACCGAAUAUUCGACAGUCCACCGAGUCGGGGGAGGUGUACCUCUCCAAGCGCACGCAUCUGCGGACCCUCCUUCUCUGCGCCUAUUACAAUUACUGGGGGCCCUCUCAUUACUAUCCGCUACUCUCCCAGGGCGCGGCGGGUGAAGGAGACAAGGAGACCUUCAUCGCAGCUGCGACUGUUUUCGACGAGCCAUUUUAUCAAGUCAGUGAGCCGAUUCGUGCCCUGGGCCGUCAUACGAACGAUGGAUUCGCAGGGUCGACCAUGGUCCAGUAUAGCCCGAUACAGGACUAUGCCUUGACCACGAAGGGGGAAUGGCGGAUCAAGGGCUCCACCGCUGCGGCGCCCAGUCCGUUUUUCGUCCAUAUUAAUUUCCCCAAGUUCAAUCCGGCUACGGUGUUCUCGGAUAAUGGGCCCGUGGUGAAGGAGGAUGGCAGUUAUACGCUUGCUUGGACGGCUCCGGAGGAGGUGAUCGAGUCGCUUGGUCCGGAUUUUCAGCGCAAGUUGUGGUUGGAGAUUCGUUGGACUGCUUGUGCGCUUGAGGGGAAGUGUCUUAGUUGGAAGGGGCAGACGGGAAUAUGUGAGAAGGUCGAGGAUUAUUGGAAUACGAUCUUCGGUUGAGCUGGUAACCGCCGUUUGACCUCUAGAUCUGGGAAGCCUCUAGGAAGCUGAAUUGUACAAAAUGAAUAUUUUUUAGUGACCUGCCGUGCACGAGAGAUGGGGCUACAUAAAUGCCAUCUACUGGAAAUCUCUAUGUUGAUAUCCUAUUAGAUAUGUAAUUAUAUCAAUGCGCAAAUUGCCCUCUUAAACCAUUCGAAAAGAAGAUCUGGC